Molecule: messenger RNA, 1797 nt
Organism: Closterium sp. Naga37s-1
Lineage: Eukaryota; Viridiplantae; Streptophyta; Zygnematophyceae; Desmidiales; Closteriaceae
Source: the annotation of a GenBank genome assembly
AUGAGCGGGAACGCGGCGUACCGGCCGCCGGGCCCGGUGGUGUAUCCGUCCUUGGACUGGCAACUCGAAGAGUUCCUCGCGUCGUUGCACGCCUCCGGUCACCUCGCCUCGCUCCGCACUCUCGCCCACGCCCGCGCGGAGAAGCGCCGGCUAGCCGUCGCCAAGGCGGAGCGCGAAGCUGCAGCUGCGGCGGCGCAUGGGGAGGAGGAGGAGGAAGAGGCUGGUUUCGAAUCGGAGCGGGACGAGUGGGAGCGAUGGACGCAUCGGCACGCGGAGGGCGAGGAGGAGGAGGAGGACGCGUCGACCAGUACUGACUCGGAGUGGCGCGACUGCGAGCCCGACUUCCGCGACGUCAUGGCUGGCGGCUGCACUCCGCCCACCGCCGCCGGCGGUGGCACCCUCGCGCAGUGGGCCAUGCGGCUGGGAGGCGUCGGCGGGGGAGCCCGGCAGCGCGUGGGGCAAGACUCGGACUUGGUGAUUGGGUGCGAGGAGCGGGAUGGGGGGAAAGACGAGCCGCGGCAGUAUAUUAAAGGCGCCGCGAAUGACGGCGAGGAGCAGGUAGUAACGCUGGCUGAUCUCCAUGGCUUCAUUCAAGAUCUGGAAAUCGACGACGACGAUCUCGCCAAAGCCGGCUGGCGUCAGACGCUCAGCCGCAAGACGGACCGCCUCUCGUGUCGCGCGUGGUCGCGGGAUCCCCCCGACGGCGGACCGACGGUGUACCGCUGCCACAUGGUGAUCCGCGAGUGCAGCGCGGAGGCGGCGCGGGACUUUUUCCUGGACGAGGAUUACCGCGCGGAGUGGGACGACACGCGCGCGCAGGGCAGCCAGAUGCUGGAGGAGUGGGACCCGCGCGGCGAGUGCGUCGCGCGCUGGGUGCGCAAGUUCCCCUUCUUCCUGCGCGACCGCGAGUACGUCGUCGCGCGUCGCGUGUGGUCGCUGCGGUCGCACACGUACCACUGCAUCUCGAAGCUCACCACGCACCCCUCCGCGCCCCCGCGCGCCAACCUCCUCCGCGUGUCCGCCUUAACGUCCAAGUGGCGCGUCGCCGCCGUCACCAACGCGCAACAAAUAUCCGCCAUCUGGCCCCCUGCGCAGGGGACUGCGCAAGCAUCCAAGGUAAAGCCCGCGCGCCGCCAGGCGCAUCCCGGAAACACCGGGGGGGGGAGCGGCGUGUUUUGGAGGCAGGCGAGCGGGGAAGAGUGUGGGGAAAGCAAAUGCGCGGAGUCGCGGCUGCCGGAAGGGGUGGCAGGCCGGGGGGAAGCGGAGGAGGGGCAGGAGAGGGGUUGUUGCGGGGAAUCGGCGGGUUGCGCGGAGCAGGCGUGCGACAUUGUGACGAUCCACGCGGAGGACUCGGGGGUGUCGCGCAACAUCGCCAAGAUGGGCGUGGCGCGCGGCAUGUGGUCGCACGUGGUGAAGAUGGAGGCGGCGCUGCACGCGUACGUGCGCGCGGGGCGCAACGCCAAGCACUCGCUGCCCAUGUUCCUGCUGCACGCCGAUGCCAUGCACGCUGCUGCCUCCGGCAUCAGACCGCUAGCGAGCCAUGGCGUCCGUUACCGCAAUGUCAUUUCCACACUGCCGCCGUCCCGCGCCGCUCCCGAACUGCCCCCAUGCCGUGCCACAACCGUUCCCCUCUCGCCCCUCGUUUUGCUCCCCUCGCCUGCUCGCGGCCUCGGCGAGGCCGCGCGCCGCAUUCAGCCCACCGCCGAAGGCGCAGCGGAGCGCGGAAUGGGCGCGGCCCGCGCGCCACACGACCGCCGCGCCAUCUCUGCGCGGCGGUGGCGGGGUUCGAGCGCAUAG